UUGUGCUUUGCUCUAUCAACAAGCACAAAACCAACACAACAAUCUCUCUCUCUCUCUCUCUCUCUCUUUCUGUUUCUUUCUUCUCUCUCUGCAUGAAAAUUCCAUAGACAGCCAACAAUAUGAGAUUUCUCUUCGCCUGCGAUUCAACCGCCUCUUCUCCAUUCUUCCUUUUCCUUCUCUUUUCUUAAAUCAAACAAGAAACCAACCCCCCCAUUGCCUCUCUCUCUCUCUCUCUCUCUCUCUUUGUGUCUCUCUCUAGAGCUGAACUAGCUCCAUGACACUAUCUGGGUCUCAUUUACUUCAAAACCAAAAAUUCUGAGUACCAAUUCUCUCACCCACCCAUUUUUCUCCACCAAACACCAUUCUCUCUCUCUGUCUGUAUAAACACUUUUUCCCACUGGUAUAUCCCAACAAUGCUGGAUCUCAACCUCACCGUUGCUUCCUCCGAUUCCAUCUCCAAUAAGCUUCUCCAUCUUUGCAAUUCCCAGAUGGAAAGCUCCGGAAGCUUCAACUCCUCCAAUGUCACCGCGGACGACGACGCCUACUCGAACGCCGCCUUCGCUUACUCUUUCGGUAUUCUUAAGCCGAAUGACGUCGUCGGAGAAGGUACGGUUGGCGCCAAAGCGCGGCAAAUCGGGGAAGAGGAAGACAAUGAGGGUGAGGGUGAUAGCUGUAAACGGAAGACCAUCCAGCUUUUCCCGGUGAUGGGUGCCGUACGGUCUUCGGGGGGGUCUUCGUCCGGAAGGCACUGGUUGGGCUUGUCGAGCGGUCGGGAAGCCAAUUGCGAUGGUCCGGUGGACCAGAGGAUCGUGCCCCAUCAGCAGCAGACGGUGAAGAAGAGCCGGCGAGGACCCAGGUCAAGAAGCUCGCAGUAUCGUGGGGUUACGUUUUAUCGAAGAACUGGAAGAUGGGAAUCGCAUAUUUGGGAUUGUGGGAAGCAGGUGUACUUGGGGGGAUUUGACACCGCCCAUGCCGCAGCUAGGGCAUAUGAUCGAGCAGCGAUCAAGUUCCGUGGAAUGGACGCAGAUAUCAAUUUCAAUAUCAGUGAUUAUGAUGACGAUAUUAAGCAGAUGAGAAAUUUUAGCAAGGAAGAAUUUGUCCAUAUCUUGCGUCGGCAGAGCACCGGAUUCUCGAGGGGAAGCUCGAAAUUCAGGGGAGUGACACUGCACAAAUGUGGACGGUGGGAAGCUCGUAUGGGCCAGUUACUUGGAAAGAAGUAUAUAUAUCUUGGCCUAUUUGAUAGCGAGGUUGAAGCUGCAAGGGCAUAUGACAAGGCUGCCAUAAAAUGCAAUGGGAGGGAAGCAGUCACCAACUUUGAGCCCAGCUCAUAUGAUGGGGAGAUAAGUUCAGAGGCUGGCAAUGAAGGCAGUGACCAGAAUCUUGAUCUGAACUUGGGAAUUGCUCCUGUUUCCGUUUCUCAAGGAAAAACCAACAUGAACGGUUUUCAACUUCAGAGUGGAUACGAUGACAUUCCUGUUUAUAUGAGAGAAAGGAUCGAUAACUCUGUUUCAGCAACGGUGAGAGCUCAACUGCCUCAUGGCUAUGGAGUGGCAUCUGAGCACUCUUCUGUCAUGAGUGGCAUGACUUCCAAUUUCUUUCCCAUUGGAAUGGAAAGAGCAAUAGAGAAGAGGAUGGAUGUUAAUUCCUUGCCGAAAUGGGCAUGGCAAGUCCAAGGCCUUAAUGGUGGGGCGCCUCCAGCACCCCUCUUCUCUGCUGCAGCAUCAUCAGGAUUCCCUUCUUUACCAAUCCCUCCAUCGCCAGCUGCUGUUAGUCAACUUCAUUUCCCAAAUACAUCGAGCCUCCACCAUUUUCACCGUCAAUCACCAAUACCGGCACCUUACCACAUUUCUAUUGCAGGGGCUGAAACCAGUAUCAGGUAGGGUAUAGCUAGAAAGCUGAACGUUUUAGAAUGUGACGUAGAUGGGGGCCGGUAGGUUCAUUAGCAAAAGAAAAAUAGUAUGCAAAUUUGAGUAUGCUAGAUGAGGAAGUAUAGUUGUAAGCUUUAAUAGCUUGAGCUUAUUUGCUUUGCAUUUAAAGCAUAUUGAACUUGAGUUGCCUAACUUUUGCUGGUAUGGGAUAAUUAAAAUGGCAAAACAAAUCUUCGCAUGUGAGUUGUAACCGACUAGUUCAUUUAGGAUAUGAAAUGCAGGUCUACGACAUUAUAAGGGGACAUGAUGGUUCUAUUCGUGUCAGUUUUCAAUUUCUAGGCUUGGAAUUGGACAAAAGCUUGUGAUUGUUAUUUCAGCAAGGAACAAGCAGAACUUCUGUUCACCUCCCAACUCUUCUGCUGGGUUAUAAUGGCACAAACUUGAAUUUGGUAAAUAGAAUCUGGUAAUUUCUAUUA
Messenger RNA from Ziziphus jujuba (common jujube), 2344 nucleotides. RefSeq names its product APETALA2-like protein 3. Lineage: Eukaryota; Viridiplantae; Streptophyta; Magnoliopsida; Rosales; Rhamnaceae. Gene Ontology annotation, molecular function: DNA binding; DNA-binding transcription factor activity. The coding region runs from base 414 to 1880 and encodes 488 amino acids. The transcript is spliced from 10 exons. Gene Ontology annotation, biological process: regulation of DNA-templated transcription. The record is from RefSeq and is a predicted model, not a curated record.